AUGGCUCUUGGAGGAAAGGGACCGACUGUCAUUGUGAUCCUGGCGCUUGAGACGGCAGUUGCUGGUCUCUGCGUUGGGGGUCGUUAUUAUACCCGCCGCGUUCUCAAGGCUGGUGGUGGCGAUGACGAUGUCGUGCUCAUAGCCAGCUGGGUCUUCAUGCUGGUUUUCGCCAUUUUGUUCAUCAUCAGCUCGUUAUAUGGAUUCGGUCAGCACAAUACGGAUCUCGACAAAGACGAUAUCAAGCUGGCAACAUUGUAUGAGCUUUGUGGGCAAUCUGCAAUUGCCAUUGCUAUGGGUCUUAGCAAGUGUGGUGUGGCUUUGUUCCUUUCACGUAUUGCCAAUGUUAAAUGGCAAAAAUGGGUUCUUUGGGGAUGGAUGUUUACCAUCAUGUUCCUCUCCAUAUUUCUCGCCAUCUCAGUAUUUGCUCAGUGCUAUCCCACUCAGAGCUUGUGGGAUGCCAAUGUGAAGUCACAAGGUUGUUCAAUAAACCUGACGAUCUUAGCAUUCGUCAUGUGCUCCUUUUCUGCCGCGAUGGAUUUCUUUCUGGCCUUUUGCCCCUACUAUAUUCUUAAGGAUCUAAAUAUGAAUCCUAAAGAACGAUGGACUAUUAUUAUUUCACUAUCACUCGGCGCCAUUGCAGGAAUUUUUGGUAUUGUUCGAACAGCCGGUCUAAGCGCAAUCUCCAAUACCGCUGACUAUUUACGCAAUUCGACAGACGCCACCGCUGAUUCGGUCAUGUUCUCCUCCACAGAGCUGGCCUUGACUCUCAUCUGCGUCUCCCUUCCCGUGUUCCGACCCCUAUUCAAGCGACUCGCAAGCACCCGUUCAUCGAAACGAUCACCCCUCGACGGCCACUCCCACCAAGGUAGCUCCAGAGGUCUAGGCACCGUCAGUCGAGUCUGGAAGGCAUCCAAUGGCCGUUCCAAAUCGCGCGAAAAUGAAUACGGCAUGCAAAGCAUAGCAGAAGCGGGGGUUGGCGGAGUAGCGGAUCAAUCCGACGAAGAGGGGAAUGAAUCUGCGUGGAAGGACAGUGCCAGCGACAGGAGCAUUCUUGCCGAGAAGCAGGGAAUUUCCCGCAAGCAAGAGUUCAGUGUCAGCUACGAGGAGCGAGGCCAACGACCAGGGCCGCAAUAA
Molecule: messenger RNA, 1134 nt
Organism: Pestalotiopsis fici W106-1
Lineage: Eukaryota; Fungi; Ascomycota; Sordariomycetes; Amphisphaeriales; Sporocadaceae
Exons: 6
Coding region: 1-1134 (377 amino acids)
Source: RefSeq, a predicted model, not a curated record